AUGACCAACGAGAGGAUACAACAAACAGAGGACAACCUACUAAAGAACAUCAAGAAUGUCCUACUUCUUACCAUCCCUGGUAUGACUGUACAAAUGUCCAAAGAUAUAUUGAAGAAGAUAGGAAGUAUCAAACAACUCUCUGAAAUGGAUGAAUCACAAUUGAGGGCUCAACUGGAGCUUAGUCCGUCAAUGUCCAAGACAAUUGGCAACUUCUUUCACAAUGAUAGCCAAUAA
Messenger RNA from Acytostelium subglobosum LB1, 234 nucleotides. RefSeq lists its product as hypothetical. The transcript is spliced from 2 exons. NCBI's taxonomy places the organism in Eukaryota, Evosea, Eumycetozoa, Acytosteliales, Acytosteliaceae. The record is from RefSeq and is a predicted model, not a curated record. Bases 1 to 234 code for a protein of 77 amino acids.